UUCGUGAACGGCAAGAUUGCUCUUCGCUGGCCCUCGGUGUCAUCGUCAUUCAUACUUAUUCCCGAAAUUCAUUAUGAUUGAUUGAGAAUUUCUUGUUCAUACUUACAAAUCCUCUCAUCCAAAACCUUGCCGUCGCCAUUUUCAGUUCUACCCGAUCUGAUGGGCCGCAGGCAAAGCGACGCCGAACGUGGCGUUUGUGCCCUCGCGAUCAUGUUUCUGAUGGGCAUUUCCUCCUGCAUUAUGGUCUAUCACUUUCUAAUCGGGGCCAUUCGGCCGAGCGCCGUCGAGGUUUCUUCUACUUCCGAUUUGGUCAAGAAUGGGGAACAGGAAGAGUGUUGCCGAGGUACUGACCAUGUGGAGCUUUGGGGAGGUGCCGUGAAAUGGGGCUCUAAUUUUAAGUUCAAUUCGUCGAGGGAGUGUUGUUUGGCUUGUAAAGCCAUGUGCGAAGAUCAAAGAGGUCGGUGUUUGUGUGAUUCUUGGGUGUUCUGUGGCGAUUCCAAGAUUUGCGGAUCAAGAUUUGGUGAGUGCUGGUUGAAGAAGCAGAAGAAUACAAUGAACCCUGAAAGAAGAGAGUCAGGAGGUCAAGUCGGGUGGACUUCUGGCCUUGUGUUUGGGAAAAAACAGGGAAUUGUUCGAGUGGAGACGGAGUACGGGUCUUUUCGCAUGAAGCUUUUUCCUGACUGCGCUCCUCAUUCUGUAAACUUCAUUCUUGAGCUCUUAGCAUUGGGUUGUGUUGGUUGCCAAUUUCAUCGUGCUGAAAGUCGCGGAAGCUUCUGGUUUUCCAACGGGGAGCAUGUCGAAAACGCUCCAUAUGGUCCUCCCUUUGCUCUAAUCCAAGGAACUCUUGAAGCUCAUGGAAUCAUAUUCGAGGAGAAUCCUAAGGAAUACUGUCCAACCAUUAGAAGAGGAUCAGUUGCUUGGGUCGAUUCCGGCCCGGAAUUCUUUAUCAGCCUGGCCAACCACGACGAGUGGCGUAAGGCACACACCGUGUUCGGAUCUGUUCUUCCAGAAGACAUGGAAAUCGUAGAGAAAAUAGCUCAGCUUCCAACAAAAUCGGAGGUUUGGCAAAACAUAGAUGUCUCUGUUUUGGAAAAGCCUAUUCCUUUGCAGUUAAAAGGAAUGAAGACAGAUCUAUAGAACAGGAGUUUGGUCACAGCCCUUAUGUCAUUUUGGCCACUUGGGUCCAUAAUAUGGGAGGUUUGAAUAAAGAAUGUGGGUCAAAGUUGUUC
Molecule: messenger RNA, 1229 nt
Organism: Cucurbita pepo subsp. pepo (vegetable marrow)
Lineage: Eukaryota; Viridiplantae; Streptophyta; Magnoliopsida; Cucurbitales; Cucurbitaceae
Biological process (GO): protein peptidyl-prolyl isomerization
Molecular function (GO): peptidyl-prolyl cis-trans isomerase activity
Source: RefSeq, a predicted model, not a curated record